GCCUGAAGCAGAGACAUGCGAUAUCGGCAGAAGUGCGCUUUCUGGUUGCACUUUCUUCCAGCAGAGGGAUACAAGAUUUCCUGUUCCUUCCUUCUUGUUUUUCUUUUAAUUCAUGACAAAAUGACAAGUAAAGCAAAACCGCCUAAGACGAAGGAAGGUGCUGCGGAAGAUGCGCCGGUGACCCUGAGGAAGAGGCCCUUCAAGAGGCACGGACGUCUGUACGCAAAGGCUAUCUUCACCGGUUACAAACGUGGAUUGCGCAAUCAACAUGAACAUACCGCAUUGCUCAAAAUUGAAGGAGCCAUAACCAAAUCAGAUUCUGAUUUCUACGUAGGAAAACGAUGUGUCUAUGUAUAUAAGGCUAAAAACAAGACUCCAGUACCUGGAAAGACCACGAAGAAAACUAAGAUUAGGGCUAUCUGGGGCAAGGUCACUCGUCCCCAUGGAGCAAGUGGAUCGGUACGUGCAAAAUUUAAGAGAAAUCUACCAGCCAAGGCUAUGGGUCAUCGUAUCAGAAUUAUGCUGUAUCCCAGUCGGAUAUAAACUCAUACUCUUGUAUAAUAUAAGGAAAUAAAUACCAUUUUGGUAACUAAAAGAAA
Camponotus floridanus (Florida carpenter ant) is the source of this 599-nucleotide messenger RNA. It is a transcript of the gene RpL35A, whose product is annotated as 60S ribosomal protein L35a. The transcript has 5 exons. The record is from RefSeq and is a predicted model, not a curated record. NCBI's taxonomy places the organism in Eukaryota, Metazoa, Arthropoda, Insecta, Hymenoptera, Formicidae. Gene Ontology annotation, cellular component: ribosome; cytosolic large ribosomal subunit. Gene Ontology annotation, molecular function: structural constituent of ribosome. Gene Ontology annotation, biological process: cytoplasmic translation; ribosomal large subunit biogenesis. Bases 16 to 543 code for a protein of 175 amino acids.